UGCAGCCUGGUCACACUUCACACUGGUGGUCUUUUGAUGACGACAAAUUUAGCAAUUUAAAAAGUUUACUUUGGUAAAAAUGCACGAGCUCUCCGGCGCUACGCCCGCACACGUAUUUGGAACAAAUGUUUGCUGAACAACGGUGGCCCACUCAAUGUAAACGCCAAUAUCUCUUCCACCGCCGCCGCCGUCGCCGCCGGAUUAUUUUGUUUACAAUUUUGCUUGCACAAGUGCACAAGUCCAAGUCCUCGGUUCACAGUUUCGGCCUUAAUUUUAGUGGCAAAAACGCCGAAGUACAUUAGUUCGCACCGUGUCGCUAGCUGUCGCGUCUAAGUGCUUAUCAGAACAGCGCUCGCAGUUAGGUAUCUCCUCACAUUUUGCCUACGCGGCCAGACGCGUGGAGUUCCCAUCCAAGCGAGAGAAAGUUAGGCAGGCAUCCCUUCCGCUGAAGACAAGACGAUGCUGGCCCACUCCGGACAUGUGAUGACGCUGGCCAACAGCAUUAUAGGCGUUGGUAUCCUGGCCAUGCCUUUUUGCUUCCAAAAAUGCGGCAUUGUACUAUCCAUCCUGCUGCUGGUGCUGAGCAAUGGCAUCACGAGGGUUUGCUGUCACUACUUGAUCAAGACCUCGCUGCUGACACGUAGGAAGAGCUUCGAGCUGCUCGGCCUGCACGCUUUCGGGGCUUCCGGCAAGCUGCUGGUGGAGCUGUGCAUCAUUGGCUAUCUGAUUGGAACGUGCAUCACCUACUUUGUGGUCGUGGGGGAUCUGGGACCGCAGAUAAUAGCCAAGCUGUUUGCCAUAAACGUGGCAGAGCAUCUGCACCUCCGGAGCCUGGUAAUGGUGGUGGUUACUGUGGUCUGCAUUGUGCCACUGGGCAUGCUCCGAAACGUGGACAGCCUGUCAGCUGUGUGCACUGCCUCCAUUGGCUUCUACGUGUGCCUGAUGCUCAAGAUUGUGCUGGAGGCGGAGAGUCACAUAGCGGCCAAUGAUUGGACAGAGAAGGUUCUCUACUGGGAACCAGCGGGCGUGCUCCAGUGCUUGCCCAUCUUCAGCAUGGCGCUCUCCUGCCAAAUGCAGCUGUUUGAGGUCUUCGAGAGCAUUAACAACCAGAGUCUCGACAAGUUGAAUGGCAUUGUGCGCAACGCCACUUGGAUCUGUACUUUUGUUUACAUAUCUGUUGGUUUUUUCGGCUAUGUGGCCUUCUGCACCCACACUUUUUCAGGCAACAUUCUGGUGAAUUUGUCCACCUCUUUUGGCAGUGAUAUCAUCAAAAUAGGCUUUGUACUGUCGAUUGCAUUUAGCUUUCCCCUGGUUAUCUUUCCCUGCAGGGCCAGUAUCUACUCGCUGCUAUACAGAAAGGGACACACGGAGAGCAGCAGUUACAUACCUGAGCAGCGCUUCCGGCUUAUCACUGUGUUCAUUGUGGGCUUCUCGCUAUGCGUGGCCCUGGUCAUUCCCUCCGUAGAGCUUAUCAUUGGUUUGGUUGGCUCUACGAUAGGCGUGGCCAUUUGCAUUAUGUUUCCCGCCUCCAGUUUCCGCAAGAUCAUCAAAAAGGAGUCUAUGGAACGCACUCUGGCCCAGUUUGUUUUUGUCAGCGGCUUUUUGCUUAUGAUUCUGGGCACCUACGCCAACCUGAGUGCCAUCGAUGAGCAGAGUUCGGGGCCGGAGUUCGAUAUGGUUCAAUUGGUCACCCCGCUGUUUCCGGCGGGACAAGUGCCAGUGGAGCUACCCAAACAUCUGAGCAAGGAAACGGCUGAAAGUGAAAAGAACCUUUUGCAGAAGCUGGAAAUUCAAAAUCCUGAGAUUAUCAAGGAUUCAUUGGGGGAGAAGAUCCUCGAGAAGCCUAAGGAGAAGCCAUCGGAGCCACCCUUACCACCACUGCCUAUUGAUGAGGUUCAUGUGGUGCCUUUGGAGAGUGAUAAGGCUGCCAGCGAGGCCAAGAAACCCGUAGAAGCCGAGGCGGAAGUAAAACCCCCGGAAGUAAAACCGGAAGUCGAUGUCAACUUGACAGCUGCCAAGCCCAAAGAGAACCCACCCCCCAUUGCCGCUGCUCCAACAGAGGCUCCCAAAAUGGGAGUAGCUAGCAAUACCAUUGACGGAGCGGCCAUCAAGAAAGAGGAGGAGGUGGCCGCCGAGGAGCAGAAGGAGAGCAAAGCUAAUGCGGAGGAGCUGCUAAAGACGCAAAAGGAGCUCAAGGAGACAAAGAAACUGCUGGCCAAGACUGUGGGCGAGCUGAACGAAGAGCUGGCCAAAAAGAGUCCACUUAAGGAGGACCUUAAGAAGGAGCCUGAGGCUGAGGAAUCCAAGGAACCCAAAGGAACCCAGAGAGAGAACCCACCUGUUGCCGAGGACAAGGCAGAGCGCAGGCCCAAGGCCUCCCUGAUGGACAUACUUACCGAAAAUGCUCAUUUGCGGGAUGAGAAGGAAGCCCAUGCUGGUGUCUUUGAGCCAUUGUCCUAUAAAACUGGCGAACUCUUGAAGAACUCCAGUGUGGACAGGGCGUCCCUCAUCAAACGGCUGCCCAUACCCUUGGCCCUGAUGGUGAAUGCCACGCUGGGGGCCAAGGACACAGUCAAUGGCAAUGUUACAGAGGCUAAAAAGCCAAAUAUCGAGGAUAAUGUCGAGGCCAUACGGCGAGAGCUGCUCAACCUGAGGACUGAACAGCCGCUGGCGAGGAUCAAGCGGGAGACGGGCGAGAACUGUCUGCGCGAACCCAAGCUAGAUGAAGUCAAUAAUAACCCCUUAGCGGCAGCAGCUGGCUUGAGCUUAAACCUGGAGAGCAUAGGACGCGAUCUCAAGUCCAUCAAGGAUGACGAUGUCGAGAUAACCACUGAAAACGAAACAACCUACCAACCGACUUCCAACGGAACCCGACCUCCGCAGCUUACGUAAGCUUUAUGUACAUAAACUAUAUACACGUAUUUAUUUAGUGUGUAAGAGCGAGACAGUAAGCUAGGCGAAAGUAUAUAGAAAUAUAUAUAUUUAUAUUGAUA
Drosophila kikkawai is the source of this 2993-nucleotide messenger RNA. RefSeq names its product putative sodium-coupled neutral amino acid transporter 10. The record is from RefSeq and is a predicted model, not a curated record. Gene Ontology annotation, biological process: amino acid transmembrane transport. Gene Ontology annotation, molecular function: L-amino acid transmembrane transporter activity. Lineage: Eukaryota; Metazoa; Arthropoda; Insecta; Diptera; Drosophilidae.